UCCUAGCGUGCUGUUCAUGAACUUAUCCCGGGCAGUCUUUCAAAGUAUUGUUCGUUCGAACUCUAGACAAAGGCCCGCCAUAAAUGUCUUUGUCCCUGUAAAUCCAUUUUAGAUCGAGACAAGCCAUUGUUUUCUUCAUCAAAGAACUAGAUAUGAUACGGGUGGCUCAAAGUUACCCCAUCCCCAUACCGAUCGAUGGGAAACACAAUCAACAAUCCCGGACACCGUCCAUCGAACUCCUCAGGCGGCUGUUUGUCUAGCGCAACAUUGACGAAAUACCACGCAAUUUGAUACCCAUCCCGGAUCUAUCGAAAUGGCAGAGUCAGAAUUGCAGCGGCUACUUAGAGACCUGAGCGACAAACUCGCGAGGGAUCCCUUGAACUAUUUCGACCACGAGCUAGAGUUGUAUGAGGCGCAUCCAAACGCCCGCGCAGCUCUCCGCGAGAUUGACCCUGUCCCGGGAACAGGAGAGAGUCGAUUAAGGCGAUUUGACGAGGUUGAUGUGAGGGAGAAGCUCGGUCAAUUCGAAGAACGUUGCAAAAAUAUGUCGGACGAAGAGGAGAGGACAGCAGAGCGAGAUCUAUAUGAGCAAUCUAGUGACCUGCCGGCUUUGAGGCACUACCUCCGCGUAAAGCUGAUGAAAACGGAUCCUCCCGACACGGAGCAGUUGAGGCACUUCGUUCAGAUUGAGGAGCGUGAGCGAUUGGCUCGCGAACGUGAGCCUACUCCCCCUAAGCCAAGUCCUGCUCCAACCUCAAAUCCCGCCCCAGAAGUGGCCCACGAGAUACAGCAGCGGCAGAAGUAUGAUGAAUUACUAGAAAGGCACAGACAGAAGUAUAAGACGGAGCCUCAGGAACGAACGGGCCUCCGACACCGCAUCGAACGGAUGAUCAACGAGGCGAUCACGAAGGAGUACGUAAGGCCGAUGCUAGAAUCUUUCCAAGCUCAAGAGCAGUUCUACUACACGGUGGAUGUCCAGGAAGCCAAGCUAAACAUGGACUGUAUUGUGGGCUGGAUCGUGGAGUACAAAAACACCUUGGGGAAGCGAGUAGGGAUUCGAAAACGAAUCGAGCCACUGGGAGCUAUAGAUGACUUCUUCACCAGUAUUAUCGAGGUAUUCGACUCGGUCGACUUCCUGUAUGCCACCGGUCGUGAAGCAGAAACAUACCGCCAAGAUUAUCCUGAGUACGACCUAGAGACACGCGAGCAAUUGCGGGAAUACAUAUCCGUUAUUGGCCAAAGGGCUGGAGAUCUCGACAACCGGUCUCUCCGCAAUGCCGUUCAGUCUUUGCUGGAUUCCUUCACUGAAGCAGAGAUCAAUGAGCUGAUAGAAUUAUACAAGAACGAUGUUUGCAAGCGACUUGAGAUCCGCGAACAGAUCGGACUCCUUGUGAGUCCGGCCAACGAGGGCGACACGCUCGAAAAGCUCGACAGGGUGGACCGCGACUGGGCCGAUGGAGCAGAGGACGUCCCAAAAAUGUACCGUGAAGAUAUGGAUAACCGUCAAGCACUACGAGAUUACAUCACCAGUCUGCUCGAGAGAUAUUCAGACUUCGACCACCCUGAGCAGCGGCUGCGGCCUCGUCUCCUGCUUUGCAUGCAGGCGUUCGACAAAGUGGAUCUCGAAGCUUCGCCACUGUACCCGUUCUCCAAACGCCCAGUACGAGAACAGCAGCAACUCCGUGUUAUGCUCCAGAAUAUCGCCGCAAAUUGGUAUCUGCUCGCAGCAGUCGAGGCUUUCCGCCUCGCGCACUUCGUCCCUAUACAAGUGGUGCCGGAAGCUGCUCGUGUGCUGGAUCCGACUGAUUUGCGCAAUUGGCGCUGGGGUCUGCUGAAGGCGCUGGAGAGGCUUUCCGAAUCGUCCCUUAGUCAGUGUGAAGAAGCUAUCAAAUUGAUAAAUGAGGGUAUUGAGUAUAGGAGGACGGUGGAUCGAGAGGCUGGAGCAGAAAACGAGGACAAUUACUACCUGCAGUUGGCAGAUGUGGGGUAUGCGCAGAAUGCCCUGGACAGGAUGAAUGGAGGAGGAAAGGGGAAGGGAAAACAAAAGGAACGUUCUCCUAUACGAUCUCCAAGUAGGGGCGACCGUAGAGACGAUGAUGAUAAGGACGAUGGUCGUGGCGAUGACGGCAAAGGAGGCGGUAGGAUCGGUAAAGCUAGCGGUCCGCACAAGGGUCAGUCGAAGGCAACCUCCAAGAAGGAUCCAACCCCACCGCCGCCUCCAGAGCGAACUCCUCCCCGUUCAUCACCCCGCCAGACUAGAUCGAGCUCUCGAAGGAGCAAUCGCGGCCACGAUGACCCACAUCUCCCUCAACCAUCCACAGGGAAAACUCCUCCACGUUCGCCACCCCGCCGAAGCAAAUCAAGCUCUCAAAAGAGCGAUGGAAAGGGCGAUGACGGAAAGGAUGGAGGUGCGGUCGGUCAGAGCCCUGAAUUAGACCCCAACGAUCCGGACUACGAUCUUUACAAAGACCCAACGCCGCCUCCACUUCCAAGGAGAAGCCCUCGUCGCUCGCCACGCAGCAGGAGCAAGUCUAGCAGCGGUGGAUUAGAUCCGAAUGAUCCCGACUACGACCUUUACAAAGAUCCAACUCCGCCGCCGGCUCCUGAGAGAAGCCCUCGUCGCUCGCCUCCCGGACAGAGCACAUCGAGUCCUAAUGCUGGCCCGCCUUCUACCGAGAAGUCAGCAUCGCCAUCGAAGACCCCGUCGAGCACGUCUUCCUCCCGAAAACGCAAGCGCAAGGACUGGGCCGACCGCGCAUUCAAACCCAACCCGCCGCCCAGCAAGAAAUCGAAGCCUACUCCUCCUUCCACAUCUACCCGCAGCAAUUCCAGCAUCUCAACCCUAUCAUCAGCGCGCACGAUUCCUACCCCGUCCUCAUACCGUUCGCGACGUAAAGCUAGCACUUCAACCCUCUCAUCAGCGCGUACCAUAUCUACCCCGUCCUCCACCCGCAUCCGUUCUAGUACUAGCGGCACUACUAGGAGUGCGGACUCGUUCUGGUCGUGGAUAUCUCCCCCCAGCCGGAAUGAUCGGGCUUCAGAUGGGGAUUAUGUGCCUGAGGAAGAGAGCUUGUCCGAUGUGGAUGCGAGUCCGUCGGAGCUGACGCUUGUUAGGGGGGUGAGGAGGGUGCCUACUAGGGCGUGGCCUGGGGUGCCGAGUGAGAUUUUGGAAGAGGAGGAGGACGAGGAUGAGGACGAAGAGGAGGGGCAGGAUGAAGACGAUGAAGAGGGUGAAGAGGAGAUGCAAGAUGCGACAACGAGUGAAGACGAUGCAGAGAUGCAUCAAGGGGAGGGCGGAAAUCAAGAACCCGCGGAUACAGACGAAGAGCUACCAGAUGCCAGCGCUCUCGAUCCCGAUCCAGCCCAAGACCUAUCCGAAGCGAGCAACAGCGACGAAGAUCUCGCAGACGCCGCGGACGAUCUAUCCGAGACGCAGCUCUCCGAUCCUUCGGAUGAAGAGUACGACGAGGAAUACGUAGUGUACCCCGACGAGGCCGUCCGCGAUCCAGUCAGGCAGUGGCGAUCCGACUACGCCGACUCCGCGAGUUCAGAGCACAUGGUCGAUCAUGAUGAAGAGAUAGGGGACGCCGCGCUCGAGUCUGGAGAUGAGGGAGCGGAGGCUGACGAGGAGGGGUUGGAUAGGGAAGAGCUUGGAGAUGCUGAGGAACUCGACGGGGGCGAGGAGGAAGAAAGGCCUGGCUCUGAGGGUGUGGGCGGAGAGGAGACGCGCCGCAUGCAGGGGAGAGUUUCGUAUGAUGACUUUGGCUGUAUUUUCGAAGAAGAAGAGGACGAGGAGGACGAGAAAGAAGAAGAAGAAGGGGUAGAGGAGGAGCAAGAGGAGAAGGAGGCGGAGGUAGAGGAGGAAGAAGAGGAAUACGAGCCGCCUGAGCAUUUCGAGGCCCCUAGCCCCGGGUCCUCUGCCGCGGGGUCCGCUCCUUCGCGGGGGAGCGGGAGCACACGGCAUAUCAGGCUCGGGCCGGGAGAGUCUCUCAUCAUCACCGCUGACCGAGAGUAGGAGGCAUUUUGGAGGAAAUGUAAAUAAAUUAGCAGAGGUAGGUGUUUCUGUAGGUUUGUUUCGUGCUUUGGUGCUUUUGUUUUUAGUCGUAGUCUCGCGUUUUCAGGUGCA
This is a messenger RNA of Trematosphaeria pertusa, 4126 nucleotides long. RefSeq lists its product as uncharacterized. The transcript has a single exon. Bases 314 to 4015 code for a protein of 1233 amino acids. The record is from RefSeq and is a predicted model, not a curated record. Lineage: Eukaryota; Fungi; Ascomycota; Dothideomycetes; Pleosporales; Trematosphaeriaceae.